UGAGCCCGAGCAGCUCAGUCGACGUUCGACGCCACAGCAGGCAGCAGACAGAAGGCGGCGGCGCAGUUCACCACAGAGCAGGACUUCGCUGUGCCACUGUAAGACUGACAUCGCCAUCCCAACGCUCCCGAUUGAAUCGUUGAUACCAAGAUACUACAGGAAACAUGCCAAUCCUAGACAGAUGCUGCUUUUGUGGCUCCCUUAAGUGGGGAACCAUCAUCACAGGGCUACUUGGCAUCAUUCUUGCAAUUGCUACUCUUAUCUUUGUUCUUGUUACAAAUGUGAAGAUGCAGACAAUUGUGAUUGACACAUUGCCACCUCUAAUUGUGAAAAUUAUACUAGCCAUAAACCUUGUGAUGACAGUUCUCAUCUCAGGACUACUAGUUAUUGGAGCAAUCAGACGCAGCAAGUACAUGAUGUUGCCAUUUGUUGUCCUUGGAAUAAUGCUGGCAAUUGGAUUGUUUAUCUCAAUAAUAUACACAUCUGUUACAAAUUUCAUAAAGGGAAAGGAAUUAUUAGGAAGUAUUUGGUUGGUUGGUGGCCUUAUCAGUGUUGCAAUAUAUGUGUACCUUUGGCUGGUAGUGUUCAGUUACUAUCAGCUUGUCCAAGAGGAAGGUGGACGUGGUCCCUACACGAAGUCAACUUAUAGACGAUGAAUGACAUGAAAUUCAAACAAUCAUCAGAACAUUCAUGAAUUUGUUGAAGACUCAUAAAAAUUGUGCAUGUUGUAAUUUUUAAGUUCUCUGUUUUUGUUGAUUAAUGUUUAUUUAUUUUUAUUGUGCCUCGACAGUUGUAAGCUUACAUACUUUUAAAGUUGUUUGCCGAAGAACAUCAUUUUCAUUAGUUGUCAAUGUCAUGGAAGAAUGUGUGUUUCUAGCCUGCUUAUUUGUGAAUCAGUUAUCGAAGCUAACUUUAAAUUGCCUAAAUCUUGCUUUAGGCUCUAUUACAUGCAUAC
This is a messenger RNA of Schistocerca americana (American grasshopper), 955 nucleotides long. RefSeq lists its product as uncharacterized. The transcript has 7 exons. Bases 165 to 656 code for a protein of 163 amino acids. The record is from RefSeq and is a predicted model, not a curated record. Lineage: Eukaryota; Metazoa; Arthropoda; Insecta; Orthoptera; Acrididae.